Molecule: messenger RNA, 1002 nt
Organism: Coprinopsis cinerea okayama7#130
Lineage: Eukaryota; Fungi; Basidiomycota; Agaricomycetes; Agaricales; Psathyrellaceae
Exons: 4
Coding region: 1-1002 (333 amino acids)
Biological process (GO): regulation of DNA-templated transcription
Source: RefSeq, a predicted model, not a curated record
AUGCCAACUUCGAAAUUGUCAGUCAACGAUGGUGCCCACACCUACCACACCUCCAUGAACUCGUCCCACCACCAAUCGGCCAUGCCCUUCGCGUACAACGUCUCCGACGUUGGCAAUACCCGCCCUUCCUCCUCCAUGUACUACCCCUCCUCCUCCCUCCAGCGAGGCUCGAGCACGGGGUCCCUCCGAGAUCUUCGCCAACAGCAUUAUGACCGGCCGUCCUCCCACCAAGACUGGAAACCCGACCCCGAGCUUCAUCGUGAUAGCUCUACCAGCUACUUCGGCUCAGCGUCUGAGGACGCUGUGUCGCCUUUGCAAACCAGCUUCGGCGGAGGCAUAGUCAACUCGGGCUCCGGCCUGCCUUAUUCUCCUAUCAGCGAGAAUUUCUAUGGCCCGUCUCCUCCAGGGACAGGGACAUCUUCGUCGUCAGCCCCUCUCACCACCGAUCCUGCUUUCCCUCAUUCCUUCCCCAAACUCUCAAUGCCUCAACGCAGCGUCAGUGGACCUAUGCCAUCUGAAGUCGAUCGCAAGAAUUAUUCGUUCAUUGCGCUUCCCGGGAACGCGGUUAAGAAGCGCCCUCGACGCCGCUACGACGAAAUCGAACGCCUCUACCAAUGUUCAUGGCCCGACUGCACCAAGGCAUACGGCACCCUCAAUCACCUCAACGCGCAUGUUACGAUGCAAAAGCAUGGCCCCAAGCGCAGUCCAAGUGAGUUCAAAGAGCUUCGGAAGAAGUGGCGAGCCGCAAAGAAAGAGGCAGAGAGCCAGAUGGCGAUGAGUCUCCGUCGCAGUAGUUUCAGCAGUCAUCACGAAGACUUUGACUACGGAUCUCGCUUCGCCUUCUCUCAUUCUUCCCAACGGAGUCACUCAUUUCACCAAUCUGGAGUCGAAUUUCCCUCCUCCCUCGGCGCAACCCAGUCUAUGGGACACUCCAUGCAUCCCAUCUCCUAUUCGUCACAUCACAGGGAUGACCAGGCUGGAAUGGACCAUGAUCCCCUAUGA